AUGGAGUUUCUGCAAAACCACCAUACAGCCAACAGCUCGGAGCCGAGUUACACCCUCGGCACAGCUCUGGGUCUGUACUCUUCAGGACCGGUCGGGAUCGAGGCAAGCAUCCCUUGUGGCCCUUGUGGUCCUAGUGGACUUUGUGGCAAUUCUCUGGGAGUCUUAGGGAGUGAAGACACUUUGAAUGACCACGAGCAGCACGAAGAUGCCGCCAUUGCUCUAGGCAGUCUCCAGGAGCUGCAGGCCAGCCCUAACGACGACAUCAACGAGCAGCAUACUCAGAACCAAGGACAGGGCCAAGUUGUUGGGGAAUUUGGGGCCAGUUUUUGGGUCGACGACAUGGCGGGAUUCCCUUUGCCGCCUUUGGAUCUAGAUCCUUUACCUCCUGGGCUUUUUAGUCCUUGUUCUGCGACUUAUAACUGGGGAUGCACGAGAUCAGAUUGCGUACCCAGGCCAGGGAAUCCCAACGGCGAGGGUGUAGCUGACGUUCUUCUCUCGCUAAAACACGCUGUUGUGCAUCCUGGGAGUCCGACAAGCGGAUACUACAGCCCGCCGAAUGCUAACCACCACUAUUCUCAAGACUAUGGCCAAAACUUGGCGCCUCCACCUGUUCCUCCGAGUCAUUACGCGACUGGACCUGCAAUGUCGGUCAAUGUUUCGAUGAACAUGACGAUGAACAUGAACAUGCAUCCUGGCUACGAGCAGAAUUAUGCAUCCGCGUGGGGCGUGGAGCCUCUGCUGAGUCCCGCCCCUCAAUACAACCCCGUGCCUGAGCCCCAGUCGAGGGUGAAUCAAGUCCCGACCAAUGGAAUCAUCGGAUCACACACCCCGCAUUCUCACCCCCAUGCGAGAUUGCAACCACCGAACGAGCACGCGCUCUGUGUCGCUUCCGGAGCUGUAUCUAAUUCUAGCGAUGACAAUGGCAGGCCGAAUUUAUGUAGAAUUUGUGGGAAAACUUAUGCACGCCCGAGCACUUUGAAGACUCAUUUAAGGACUCAUUCUGGUGAAAAACCAUUUAGGUGA
Messenger RNA from Cotesia congregata, 1023 nucleotides. NCBI's taxonomy places the organism in Eukaryota, Metazoa, Arthropoda, Insecta, Hymenoptera, Braconidae. The record is from the annotation of a GenBank genome assembly.